AUGGGCGGCGCUGGUGAGGGCUUUGACGUCCAAAAGUAUGGGGAUGGGCGCGUGGCCCUCAUCGUUGUGCUGCUGCUGCUGCUGCUGCUGCUGCUGCUGCUGCUGCUGCUGCUGCUGCUGCUGCUGCUGCUGCUGCUGCUGCUGCUGCUGCUGCUGCUGCUGCUGCUGCUGCUGCUGCUGCUGCUGCUGCUGCUGCUGCCGGCCGUCCUGGUGGAGCUGCUGCUCCCUUCUGGUGGUGGCGGCUUCCCUUCCGUUGGAAAGUCCUCCCUGCUGACCAUGCUGACCGGGACAGAGUCGGAGGCGGCCGCGUACGAGUUCACCACCCUCACGUGCAUUCCAGGGGUCAUCCACUACAACGACUCCAAGAUCCAGCUCCUGGAUCUGCCGGGGAUCAUCGAGGGCGCCGCAGAGGGCAAGGGCCGCGGGCGGCAGGUCAUCGCCGUGUGCAAGAGCGCGGACCUGCUGUUGAUGGUGCUGGACGCCACCAAGCCCUGGGGCCACAGGGACAUCCUCACGCGCGAGCUGGAGGCCGUGGGGAUGCGGCUCAACAAGUGA
Molecule: messenger RNA, 555 nt
Organism: Monoraphidium neglectum
Lineage: Eukaryota; Viridiplantae; Chlorophyta; Chlorophyceae; Sphaeropleales; Selenastraceae
Exons: 6
Coding region: 1-555 (184 amino acids)
Biological process (GO): cytoplasmic translation
Cellular component (GO): cytoplasm
Molecular function (GO): GTPase activity; GTP binding
Source: RefSeq, a predicted model, not a curated record